This is a messenger RNA of Alligator mississippiensis (American alligator), 5957 nucleotides long. It is a transcript of the gene PRKG2, whose product is annotated as protein kinase cGMP-dependent 2. Gene Ontology annotation, molecular function: ATP binding; cGMP-dependent protein kinase activity. Lineage: Eukaryota; Metazoa; Chordata; Crocodylia; Alligatoridae. The transcript is spliced from 19 exons. The coding region runs from base 282 to 2633 and encodes 783 amino acids. The record is from RefSeq and is a predicted model, not a curated record. Gene Ontology annotation, biological process: protein phosphorylation.
GGAGAGGCGGCCAAGGUAGCGCCGUCUCCCGAGCGCCGGCUGGAGCAUCCCUCCACCGCAGCCCGAGCCCAGCCGCUCCGCGCCCUGCCUACCCCGGGGGGGCGCAGAGGGCUCGUGGCGCAGGGCGGCCGGACAAGGCUUGCAGCCGCCUCCGCCUCUUCCCGCCCCUCCCGCCUGCCCCUGCAGCAGCGGCAGGAGCGGGUGGCUCCGCGUCGCCUUCGCUUCUCCGCCCCUGCGAGCCCCGCGGCCGCCUGCACCCGCCGGGCAGGUCAUUUGACAAAAUGGGAAAUGGAUCAAUGAAACACAAGCAUCUGAAGCGGCCAGAGAGACAUGUAGCAAACUUCUCCAUUAGCUAUUCUAGCAGAGGGAAGUUGCUGAAAGACCCUGCCCUGGGCAUCAGUGUGUCAGGGAGAGCUGAUGUUCUUAGAAGCAAAGUGCUGGAGCUUGAAAGGGAGCUGAAGAGAAAGGAUGAUGAGCUAUGUGAGAGUGAACAUCACAUCACAGAACUACAGGAACAGCUGGCUACGCAAACGAAAGCCAUAGCAGAACUCACUGAGGAACUCCAGGGCAAAUGCAUCCAGCUGAACAAGCUACAAGAUGUUGUUAACACUCAAGGAGGGAACUCCUUCCAUUCUUCACCAUUUAAAACGGCUCAGAGGCUCAACCAAACUGCUUCCCAUGCGUUUUCUGCUAACAGGAGGAGAGGUGCUAAGGAAGGUGUUUCUGCAGAGCCAACAACUAGGAUGUAUGAUCUGAGUAAACAACCCAGGUUUUCCUUUGAAAAAGCAAGAGUCAGAAAGGACUCCAGUGAGAAAAAACUCAUUGCAGAUGCCCUGAAUAAAAAUCUGUUUCUCAAGAGACUGGACCCUCAGCAGAUCCGAGACAUGGUAGAAUGUAUGUAUGGGAGAACAUACCAGCAGGGGAGCUAUAUCAUCAAACAAGGAGAGCCAGGCAACCAUAUUUUUGUGUUGGCAGAAGGCAGGCUGGAAGUUUUUCAGCAGAACAAGCUGCUCUCCUCAAUCCCUGUGUGGACAGCAUUUGGUGAGCUAGCCAUUUUAUACAACUGCACAAGGACAGCCUCUGUGAAAGCUAUCACAAAUGUUAAAACAUGGGCAUUGGACAGAGAGGUGUUUCAGAACAUCAUGAGAAGGACAGCACAAACAAGACAAGAACAGUACAGAAAUUUUCUCAGAAGUGUAUCCCUACUGAAAAACCUACCUGAAGAUAAGCUAACAAAGAUAAUCGAUUGCUUGGAAGUGGAAUACUAUGACAAAGGAGAUUAUGUUAUUCGUGAGGGAGAGGAAGGAAGUACCUUCUUUAUAUUAGCUAAAGGAAAGGUUAGAGUUACCCAAAGUACUGAUGGUCACGCCCAACCACAGUUGAUUAAAACAUUGCAGAAGGGGGAUUACUUUGGCGAAAAGGCUCUGAUCAGUGAUGACGUCAGAUCAGCAAACAUUAUUGCAGAUGAAAAUGAUGUGGAGUGCCUUGUUAUAGACCGAGAAACAUUUAACCAGACAGUCGGAACCUUUGAAGAACUCCAAACAUACCUUGCAGGUUAUGUGGCUAAUCUGACCCGUGCUGAUGAAAGAAGACAAGCUAAGAGAUCUUCCUGUGGGCAGUUGACCAAUGAGCUCUCUUUGGAGAUGAUACAGCUGAAGGAGAAAGUAGACCGAUUCCCUUCUUCAUCCCCAUUCCAGAACCUGGAAGUUGUCACAACUCUGGGUGUUGGUGGGUUCGGAAGGGUUGAGCUUGUCAAAGUAAAAAAUGAAAAUUUAGCUUUUGCCAUGAAGUGCAUAAAGAAGAAACAUGUAGUGGAUACCAAGCAACAAGAGCAUAUCUACUCUGAAAAGAAGAUCCUAGAAGAGACAUGUUGUCCAUUCAUUGUGAAAUUGUAUCGCACAUUCAAGGACAGUAAGUAUGUUUACAUGCUACUGGAGGCCUGCCUUGGAGGAGAACUGUGGAGUUUACUGAGGGACAGAGGCAGUUUUGAUGAAUCCACUGCUAAGUUCUGUGUUGGGUGCGUGACAGAGGCUCUUGAAUAUUUGCAUCAUAAAGGAGUUAUCUACAGAGACCUGAAGCCAGAAAAUUUAAUUUUGGAUGGUGAAGGGUAUAUCAAAUUGGUUGAUUUUGGAUUUGCUAAGAAGAUUGAAGCUGGGCAGAAAACCUGGACAUUCUGUGGCACUCCUGAGUAUGUAGCUCCUGAAGUCAUUCUGAACAAAGGCCAUGAUUUUGGCGUGGACUUUUGGUCACUUGGAAUUCUUGUGUAUGAACUCCUUACUGGAAAUCCACCAUUUUCUGGAAUUGAUCAAAUGAUGACCUAUAAUUUGAUUCUAAAAGGCAUUGAAAGACUGGAUUUUCCUAGAAAAGUAACAAGGAGAUCUGAGGAUUUGAUUCGCCGACUUUGCAGGCAAAACCCUACAGAAAGAUUGGGAAAUAUGAAGAAUGGAAUAAACGAUAUUAAGAGACACAGGUGGCUGAAUGGUUUCAACUGGGAGGGACUGAGAAUGAGAAAGCUGAUAUCACCUUUAAAAAGAGAGCUUGCUGGACCCACAGACUUCAGCUACUUUGACACCUAUCCUCCUGAAGAAGGACACCCUCCAGAUGAGCUUUCAGGCUGGGAUAAAGAUUUCUGAAAGAUGCUACAAAGUUUGCUGAUAAUUUACUUGUAGAACACAGGAUAUCAGGACCAUACACAUAAAUCAUAAUUCCUCCCUCUAGUUGGUUUAGUAAAAUCAAGGCAUACUAGCUUGGUGUAAAAUAUUCUGUUUCUUGAAAAACAAAAGAAGAGAGCGCAAUGAGCAAAAUGCAUCCCUUCAUGCUUGCAGUUUAGACCAUGUUGUACGUCUACCUCUUAUUAGAAGUGCAUUAAUUGAUUCGACAACUUAAAUGUUUCUUUUAUGAAAUGCCUCUGUGAGCAAGAUCAGGCACUAAGGAUUGGAUGCAAGCAUAGCAGUAUUUCCAGUGACAGGACCAUGUUUUGAUUAUGAGGAUGAAAGCACGUCUUUAGUUUUGAGGAGACCAACGGUACCUAACUGUGGGAAUUAAGCUUCUGAAAUGUCACUUCUUACAACCCUCAUGCAUGCUUGAUUUUUUUUUUUUUAGGCAGCGUUAUGUAGAAAGAGAAGCACGUGGAAGAAAUAUUUUUUUCCUAAAAAAUAAUGUUUGAUUUGACUUUGGACUAAGGCUAGAAGUGCCUCAUUGUGGAAACAAUCUGUCAGUAUUAAUCCAGUGUUGUACCAGCUUGACUGCAUGAAAUAGAUUACAACAGGACAAAUGAAAGUAUAGAUAAGAAAUGAGGUAUAUAACUUGCAGAAAUUGCCCUAUAAUGGUGUCUGUAGUACUCAUUCUCCAAACUGCAUUCAAGCUAAGGAUUUUGUUUUAAUUACUUGCUUUAUAUAUAAUGAAAAGUUAGAUGGGGCUGUUCCAAGUCAGUAAGCUUUAGCCAUAAUGGAAGGGGUUUUUAUAAAUACAGUAUACUCCAUUGUUUUUCUAGAAGUUUGUUUGUUUUCUCGUUAGUAUAGAGAAUACAAAGUGACAUCUGGCCCCAUUCAUAUCAAUGAUAAAACUCAUUGGCUGCAGUGGAGGCAGGAUUUUACCUUUUUAGAUCAACAAAGCAUUCAGAAAGAAUGAGACCCCAACCUCUGAGUAACAUGAUUUUUUUUAAGGAGGCACGUUCCUGUAGAAAGAUUCUGAGCUAUGUCAGAGAAAUAAGAUUAACCCCAUAUCUUUGUUUUCCUUGAUUAAGGGAAUUCUGUCUGUCAAAACAUUUGAAAGUCUUCUUUGUAUUUUCUCCUAUCUAAAAAUCCUUUUAAAAGUGUCUAGUAAUCAAGGAAUGUAUAGCUUAUAUUGGAAAGAAGGCUCUACCUAGCUUUAAAGGAAGUUAAUAACCAUCCAGACACACUAACAAAAAAAAAAUCAAUCUCACUCUUCAAAGCCAGUUACUUUAUGCUUGGUGAUUUAAAAUGUUCUAAACCAAUAAUUGCUUAAUUAUUGUAUUUUUGCAAAUUCCUGCAUUCAUCAAAACAAGGAAAAGAACAAGUUGAAAUGCUGAUUGAAUGUCCUAUGUUCAUUGCUUAAACCGAAAGACUAUCUCUAAAAUACUUAAAAAUGUGAGUUAACAUUUUAUCAGUGUUUAAAAGAAUUAGUGGAUUUAUAACAUGCAGUGUUUACCCUUAAACACUGAAUUGGAGUUCAUUGAGGAACAUUAGAAAAUUGACCAAUUUUGACUACAUCUGUAGCUAGUACAAAUGUAAUAUUUUCAACCACAUGUUGAGGGAAUUUCAUUUAAAUUUUAGGGUCUUUUAUACUAUUUUUCUUCAAAAUAUUACAGCUGAAAAAAACAGAAGCCUCUAAAGCAGAGGUUCUCAAACUGUGGUUUGCAGACCACCACUGGUCCAUGAGCUCCAUUCAGAUGGUCCACAGAGGCUGUGGAACAAUCGAGAAUAUCUUGUAAGGGUACUUGUAAGGUAAGACUACUGAUAUUAAAAUCUGAUUUGUGUGCUUUGAUUUGUAGAACAACAAAAAGUUUAAAUGGUCUGCUGAGACCCUGAGCAAUUUUCAAAUGGUCCGUGGGGAAAAAAAAAGUGAGAAUCACUGCUCUUUUAGGUUGUUAGGUAGAACAUCCCAUAGAACUGUCCCUAUUAUGUAUGCUACAUUUGGCAUGAGAUGUGACACUUCUGGAGAUAAAUAGCUAUUUCCUAUUGUUACAUUGCGUUGGUUGGUUAAAGAUGUCAGAGAGCUCUACUAGGAACUGAUGCAUCUCCCAUUCAUAAACAGAGGCAGACUUUAAAGCCAUUCAGAGCCUGAAGUUGGCGCAGACUACAUUAACUCAUAGACUGGAUGGAGUGCCUCACUGAAAGCACUUGAGUACUCUGGGAUGUGAGUACUCUAGGAUCUGCUCUGGUUGCACUUCAGCUGCCAGGUAGAGUUUAAGGGCUGAUCACCUAUGCAACCUUAAUAGUCCUGAGAGUGCCACUCUUAACAGGCUUUCUCCCUGUAACAUAAAGCUCCAGUGGGAGUCAGCAAAGGAGCUUGAUCCUAUGUUCAUUAAAGUCAAUGCCAAAUUUUACAUUAGCUUCACUGGUAGGGCUGGGAGCAAAACUUACUUGCUGAAUGCUCGUGAACUUGCUUUUCACCUUGGUCUGGAAUAGUCUGCAUGGGAGACAUCGUAUAAGAGCCAUUGAUUUGACAUGUUCCCAGGGGAAAGUUGAAUACAGGCUACUUCUGUACAGGAAGACAGACAGAGGCUAGGCCGAUCUAUUAUAUAGCUGAGUUAAUUCAUUAUUUUUUGUGGCACAGUGGUGACCAUUUAGUUUGUAAGUCUAAUUGUUUUGUUCAAAUAUCUUGUUAUUACCACAAUCUAAACUGAGUUGAUAGAAGACUUCCAAUCGACUGGUACAACUGUUGAUUCAAGCGCUUGGAAAAAGACAAUGUACAUCUUGAAUGCUUAAUUUAUCCACCUAGUUGCAAAAGUAUUUUAGAAACUGUACUGCCAACAAAGGCCAGUGCAAGACAGUGAUGCCCAGGCACAACCAAAGAGAGCAUAGCAGAGCCCUGAGGGUGUGAAUUUCAGAUGCGUGCAUUAGCAACUAGUACCAUUUAGCAAUACCAAAGAGCAUGUUUUAUUUGCAAGAUUUAGAUGAGCACUAAACAUGUCUGGUUUUUUUACUAUAAUCAAAAUGAUCCUGUUGGGAGUUUUGUAAAGUGUUUUUGAAUGUAUUUUUUCAUUUUAUUUAUAUGUAAUUUUUAAAAAUAUAUACAUAUAUUUUUAAAUGAAGAAAAAUGCAGUAUGAUAGAUUUUCUUGCACAUAUUAAUGUAGAUCUGCCAAACUGUAAACUGUCUGUUAUUUUUAGAGCAAUUGUAUAGCUUGUUUAACCCUUUUUUGAGUAUGCACAAAUAAAGCUGACUUAGCCUGGUGUGCAUCUUAUGUUUAUGUGGUUUCUAGGGCUGUCCGAAA